AUGUCAAAGUCAGGCAACCUGGCCGCCCUCUCGGCCGUUCUCAGUCCUGGAGAGACACCCACCAUAUACUAUGCAGAAGACCCUCCUUACCUUCCACGAAUACUCGUCUUCUACUUCCCGGUUCAAGCUGUUGGCUCACUAGCUUCGACAUCCCGCAUCCGGACCACCAUUCUCUCCGCGGCCGGCUUCAAAAGCUAUGGAGCCUUCUCCGUUGCUCCCAAUAGCAGUUACUACUCUGCAGUCCACAAGCUACCCGAGGACAAACAACGGGACGACGUCUACAGGGGCAUCGCCUUUGCACUUUGCAGGUACUUCUCUGAAGUCCCACCCGAAGUCAAGAACGCGAUAGAUGAAGAGAAUGCACACCAUGGAAUAGCCAUGAAGUGGGGACAAACGCAUGCAGCUCAAGUUACCUGCCGGAUGAGCAGGGUUAUCAAUACUGAAGAGAUCAUUGAGGCGCUGCGCCCAUUUUCCAAGGAGCGACCAUCGAGCCCCCAGACCCCCCUAAGGCCUCUAGCAUCGAUCAGGAAGACGCGGCCGUCGUUCUUGCCGCACGAGCCUAGUAAUCAUGGCACCAGUCGUGUCGGUCAGGCGUUCACGCCGUCAAAGAGAAUGCCCAGUGGACAAUCGAGGCGCACUCCGUCCAUAUCCUCUCCUGGACAUCGAAAAGCAAGCAGCACGCCCGACCCGAAGCACUCGGUUCAACAGUUAGAGUCGCUACGCUUCAAGAUGUGCGAGUUUGUGGAUACCGAAGAUCGAUACAUCACUCGUCUCCAGCAGUUGAUCGAGUUGGUUACAAACCAAGGGCGAACACCCAAGUCACUGAGCUCCAAGUUCUCGAGUAAAGGCAACCAUAAGGCCAUGAACGCUAUGCUUCAAUUUCCGUCGCUGUUGGAUCAGAUCAGGGACCUGAACAUUGCAUUCCUGGACGACAUCGAGACAGCAUUGCACAAUUCGGAGGAUGCUGCUAUAACUUUCCUGGACUCGGCUCAGUCAAAUCCACAGCUUCUGCAGAAUGCUAAAGAUCCCAUGGGCGUGCUCAGCUUUGCCAAGAUCCUUCUGGCACAUUUCCCAAAAUUCCCCAUGCCGUACAGAGAGUACCUCGACCUGCAUUCUCAGGUCUCAUCGAACCUCGACCAAUUUCUGAAAGAAGGCACGACAUCAAUCCAACAAGUACCGUCGCUGCUUAUGGAGCCAGCGCAACGAAUCUCGCGAUAUGGCCUUUACAUCGACAGCAUGCUUCCCCAUGUGCCCUCGAACUUCACCGUCGCCAUCCGUACGCUCGAAAAAGCCCGCAAGAUCAUUGCCGAAAUUUGCGAAAUGGAGCCCGCGGCAUCAACAAUCCUAGACUCUCUCCGCAUCGAGCAUGAAGCAAAAAAGAAGGGUCUCUCCCCCUCGAAACUCCUCUCCGGCCUGACAAGAUCGAACGGCACAAUCCGAGAAGCCCCCGCUCUGACGGGAAGUCUGAAAGAGCGCGACGGACCGCGCCUCUUCCCCAGCCUCGGUCGAAGUCUCAGCCGGCGCACGAAGACCACUCGACCGGGCCUCGCGACCAUCCUUGCCGAACAAGAUCCCGAACAAGCAAAUAACAUGCAGAUGCAGCCUCGAAACGACGAGAACAGGCCCCUCACCUCAUCAUCGGCGCUCUCCUUUGGAUCGGUCAAAAGACCGCCGACCUCAGGCUCCAGCAUCAGCACGACGAAUCGUUCAACCGCGAGUGCGAGCCCCGGCCCCAACAUGAGUGGACUGCUAAGCAGCAAGAAACUGCGCGUGCGGACUGCUCCUAGCGGUACGCCGGGUUUGCGAUCCCCAACGGAACCGCAUGGACAAACCCUCGGACUUUCUCAUCCAGCUUCAUCGCCGCCUAUCAAGGUGGGCAGUGAGCCGCAGCGAAGCCUAGAGCACUUGAAGGCCGAACUGAUGCGCGUCGAGGAGGAGAAUUACAAGCUCCUACAGGAGAAUGCCGAUCUGAAGAUGUCGAUCCGGGAAUGUACGUGUGGAGCGGCGCGGCGCUAA
This is a messenger RNA of Cladophialophora carrionii CBS 160.54, 2016 nucleotides long. RefSeq lists its product as uncharacterized. The transcript has a single exon. Gene Ontology annotation, molecular function: guanyl-nucleotide exchange factor activity. NCBI's taxonomy places the organism in Eukaryota, Fungi, Ascomycota, Eurotiomycetes, Chaetothyriales, Herpotrichiellaceae. The record is from RefSeq and is a predicted model, not a curated record. The coding region runs from base 1 to 2016 and encodes 671 amino acids.